AAUUAUUGCUUCCGGCUUGGCUUUUCCGGUGGAGUCACGGAAAAGGAAAUCCGACAGUGGCACAAAGGAUUCCUGAAGGACUGCCCGAACGGUCUCCUUACAGAACAGGGCUUCAUCAAAAUAUACAAACAGUUCUUUCCGCAAGGAGAUCCAUCCAAGUUCGCUUCGUUGGUCUUCAGGGUGUUCGAUGAAAACAAC
This is a messenger RNA of Nicrophorus vespilloides, 198 nucleotides long. Its product is annotated as frequenin-1-like. The annotation marks the transcript as partial. NCBI's taxonomy places the organism in Eukaryota, Metazoa, Arthropoda, Insecta, Coleoptera, Silphidae. Gene Ontology annotation, molecular function: calcium sensitive guanylate cyclase activator activity; calcium ion binding. The transcript is spliced from 4 exons. The record is from RefSeq and is a predicted model, not a curated record.